CGAAAACCCCAAAAGCUAUACAUUUCUCGUCCCAAUGAUUUAAUUUUUUGUUUUUCUUCAACUUCUUCUUUUCAAUUUUAAAAGUUUCCUAUUUCUAUGAAUUUCGUGUUUUAUACGAUUUCAUUUGAUUCGUUUCUUAGCAAUUCCGUGAGUACUUCAAAUCCUCCACCGUCAAUUCUGGUACAAUGAGUGCAGUUAACAUUACUAACGUCGCGGUGUUGGAUAAUCCGGCGUCGUUUUUGAGCCCCUUCCAGUUCGAAAUCUCCUACGAAUGUGUUUCUCCUCUUAAAGACGAUUUGGAAUGGAAACUCAUCUAUGUUGGAUCUGCUGAGGAUGAAACUUAUGACCAGCUAUUAGAAAGUGUUCUUGUUGGACCAGUCAAUGUGGGAAAUUAUCGUUUUGUUCUGCAGGCAGAUGCUCCAGAUCCUUCAAAGAUCCGUGAAGAAGACAUAAUUGGAGUGACAGUGCUUCUCUUGACCUGUUCUUAUAUGGGUCAGGAAUUUGUUCGGGUGGGCUACUAUGUCAACAAUGAUUAUGAUGCUGAACAGCUGAGAGAAGAGCCUCCGCAAAAGAUCUUGAUUGAUAGGAUCCAAAGGAACAUAUUAACUGACAAACCUAGGGUUACUAAAUUUCCCAUUAAUUUUUACCCCGAAAACAAUGAAAGUGGAGACCAAGGCCCUCAACCUGAGAGUGCUACUGAUGAAGAACAACUGCCUUCGCCCAAUAAUGAGGGAGAACCGUAAUUCUUUUGACUAAAUUUUCUAGGCAUUGUUGGCCACGAAAGCAUGCGGCGCUAUCAACUUAGGGUUGUCUUCUUUAUGAUGAAAACGGUUUUUUUGGCUCCCAACUUGAUGAAGCCAUAAUACUGUAGUCGGCCGUUCCAAAUUAGGCCUUUUUGUGUUGGUGCUGCAGAAAAUACUUUUGGCAACUGCCAUGGAUCACGAACUCUAUGAUGACAUCAUGAAAAACUGAUGCUAUAGUCUGUAUAUCAUCAAUUGGGGGAAGAAUUCUAUGUUGUGGCAGUAAAAUUUUCACCUUGGUUUACAAGGCCAUUAAAAUCUAUUCGUUAGUUUGGGCAUGUGUGGUUUGCACAAUAUCCUUGAAAUUAGAAGAUUUGAUUAUAAUCGAACAAUAAACUCAGCUUAAAUCAAAUGUUAUUCAAAUAAGUUUCAUAGUGCAUGAAUCACACGGUAAAAUGUUACAUGCGAAUCAUUUAGCUAGUUUGGAAGGAUCAUAACUUGUUCGCCCAAGGAAACUAACAAAAA
This is a messenger RNA of Olea europaea var. sylvestris, 1265 nucleotides long. RefSeq names its product histone chaperone ASF1B. The record is from RefSeq and is a predicted model, not a curated record. The transcript is spliced from 3 exons. Bases 186 to 743 code for a protein of 185 amino acids. Lineage: Eukaryota; Viridiplantae; Streptophyta; Magnoliopsida; Lamiales; Oleaceae. Gene Ontology annotation, molecular function: histone binding. Gene Ontology annotation, cellular component: nucleus. Gene Ontology annotation, biological process: DNA replication-dependent chromatin assembly.